AUGGCUCUCAACGGCGAGUCAUCCAUAGAAGAGGCUCAACAACAAGCCAAAAAGCAGGAUGAAAAGCUUGAUACAUCUGCAAGAACAAAAAUUACAGCCCCACCUACUAGCAACAAAGUCUAUAUUCAAGGUCUAAAUCUAUGGCUGAUUGCUUCAACAGUGGCGUUGAUGGUAUUUCUGGUCGUUCUGGAGAUCCCAAUCGUUCCGACAUGUCUAAUCACAAUUUCGAAUGAGAUUGGGGGAUUUGACAACGCUAGCUGGGUCAUAUCAAGUUAUCUGCUGGGCAGAAUCGGUGUGAUGGUUAUUUUCGCCAAGUUGAGUGAUCUGCUCACUCGAAAGUUCGUAUUCACUACAUCGAUUGCCAUUUUCACUGUGUUUUCCGGUGCUUGUAGUGCCUCCAAGACAAUGACACAACUCAUCAUCUUCCGCGCUUUUCAAGGACUGGGUGCCGGCGGCGCAUAUUCUCUAAGCACCAUCAUUCUCAUAGAGUUAGUUCCACCCCAGAAACUUGCAAAGUCAACUGCGCAAUUGGCAAUGGUCACAACCUUCGCGAAUGUUCUUGGUCCUAUUAUCGGCGGUGCAAUCAGUAAUGAUGCUCACUGGAGAUGGAUUUUUCUACUUAAUGUUCCUGUUGCUGCUGUAGCACUUUUAGUUGCAUUGUUCGCUAUUCCAAGAAAUUUUCCAUACCAUACCGAAGCCGAAUUGAGUAUCAGCAAGCGCAUCUUUACUGCAAAUCCAGACAAUUCUCCUUCAGCCGUCCACACAAGCUCCAAAAAGGGCUAUCUGCGUGCAAACUUCCUUCCAAAGGGCAUUAUGCUGGCGGGUAACAAAACACCGAAGAAGCUCGAUGUGAUCGGAACUAUUCUUGUCUUACUCGCGACAGUUACUUUGGCUGCCGGAUUUCAGGAGGCAGAUUCGAGAUUUCCUUGGAAAUCUGCAUACGUGAUAAGUUUACUCAUCAUAUCUGGCGUUCUGUGGAUCUUGCUUGUUUUGUGGGAGCGAAGGGUUACUCUACUCGAUGGUCCUCAGGAGCCCGUGCUACCCUGGAGAUUUUUAACAAGUAAGGCAAUGACUGGAAUUUUGCUUCUGUUCUUCCUGAUUGGAGGGCCGUUAGUGGUGACUUUAUAUCAAACUCCUCAGAUGUUCCAAUUAGUCUAUGGACUCAACGGUCUAGAAGCUGGUAUAAGAGUUGUACCAUUCACGGCGCUCUGGGCCGUCGGAUUGCUAGUUUCACCUACCUUAGCCGGUAGACUAAAGGUUCCACCUAUCUACAUCGUGAUGAUAGGCUCGUGUAUUCAAACUGUCGGCUUUGCCUUGAUGGGAACAAUACCAGUUACCCUUCAAAUUCCUUCCAGAAUCUACGCCUAUGAAGUUAUCGCUGGGUUAGGAUGUGGCUUGGUUUUUCCUUUGCUGUUCGUCAUGGUACCUUUCGUGGCUGAACCACGCGACAGAGCUGUAGGAAUGGCUACAGGAAGUCAGUUCCAAGUCAUGGGCAGCACUAUUGUGCUCUCGAUUGGUACUUCAAUCUUCAACGGCCAUACCCGAACUCUGCUUGAGUCCCUUCUUGGGGGAUCGAGUUCGGCAUCGGUCGUUAAUCUCGGAGAGACAAUUCAAAAUCUGCCACACGAAGUACAAGACCAAAUCCGACGCGUGCUUGCCGAAGGAUACAAUCGCCAGUCGCUUCUUCUUUGUGCUGCCGCUGCCGCUCAAGUGCCGGCGGCAUUAUUAUUAUGGAGAAAAAAGCAGAUUAAAGUUUAG
Messenger RNA from Botrytis fragariae, 1758 nucleotides. Its product is annotated as putative mfs multidrug transporter protein. Bases 1 to 1758 code for a protein of 585 amino acids. The record is from RefSeq and is a predicted model, not a curated record. NCBI's taxonomy places the organism in Eukaryota, Fungi, Ascomycota, Leotiomycetes, Helotiales, Sclerotiniaceae. Gene Ontology annotation, biological process: transmembrane transport. Gene Ontology annotation, molecular function: transmembrane transporter activity. The transcript has 7 exons.